CCUUCUACGGGGACUUGCAGCUCCCCGAUUGUUCCUGAGAAUUCGCAGCAAGAAUUUCUUCGCUGGAGUUUGAGGAGCGACUCCAGGGUGUCCGAGUGUGUCCGUGAGAGUCCCAGGGAGAGUGAUUCUCCGCAGCCAACAUGCAGCCCGGCCUGCCCGCAUCGUGUGUCGCUGCCCUCGCCGCGGUCCUGCUCUGCAGCAGGUCCGUCACGUCGGUUGUCGCGCCAAGUAACAAUGCCUUGAGCGACAUUGGACUGAUACUGGAUACAACGAAAUGUUCGCGUCUUCCUCCACCAGUGAAUGGCUCCAUCCACUGCGACAUCAUCCAGACAUGGACCGAAUGCACGGCCUCCUGUGACCCUGGCUUCGCGUUCUCGGGAGGCAACAAGCAGAUCAACUUCGCGUGCUCCAACUCCCUCGGGCUGUGGAGUCCCACGGACAGCGUCCCCGACUGCUUUCCGCUGUGCUUCGCGAACAGCACGGGCUGCCUCAACGGCGGCGUGUGCGUGGCUCCCGACACGUGCUCGUGCCCUCCGUACUACAGCGGACUCCGCUGCGAGGAGAGCCUCAAGUGCGUGGUGACCAGCCAGCCAGCCUUCGGCAGCGCGCAAUGUUCCGAUGCGGGCGGGUUCCGCGUGUGCUCGCUCGCCUGCCAGGCCGGCUACCGGCUCGCGGGCCCGCAGGCCUACGUGUGCGAGCUGUCCACGGGCCACUGGUUCCCGAGCCUGCCUUCCAGCCCGGUCGUCAACGCCUUCCCGGACUGCGUGACCGGUCGGCCCACCUGCCCAGACCUCGCCCCGCCGGCCAAUGGCGAACUUCUGUGCAGCGAAAACGACGAGGGCUUGAUGACCUGUCAGGCGAGCUGCUCGGACGGGUACACGUUUGUUGAGCCAGUGCCGGACGCGUACAAGUGCGUGGAUGGGAAGUGGUCACCCACAGACUCGGUGCCCAAGUGCGUCGAGGUGUCACUGCCCCUAUCGGACGGGAUUCUGGGAUACACGACCGGCGUCUUCAGCCCAGUCGGCAAAGUGGCCUCGCAGGAGAUGGGAUACGGCAUGGCGUGGGGUCAGACCCACUACCGCACCUUUGACGGGAAGAUCUACAGAUUCCGCGGCCUGGGCUCGUACCUCCUUGUGGGAGACAUGCAAGACCACACCUUCCACAUCUACGUCAACAACGACAUGAACCCAGAGUGCGGGCUAUCUGGCGCCCCUGCGUGCGAGCGCUCCCUCACCGUCCUCAUGGAGGAAGUGCGCAUCGAGCUGCGCCGCGACUCGGACGGCCCCGCCGCCUUCGCCCAGGGGGAGCGACUCAAGCUGCCCGUCAUCACCUACGGCGUGGUCAUCGAGCAGUCCGCCUCCUACAUCCUCCUCAAGUCCGGCCUGGGAUUCACCCUGCGCUGGGACGGCGCCGACUCCGUGUUCGUCCAGAUUUCGGAGACGAUGCUGGGCAUGACCUACGGGUUACUGGGAACCUUCGACCGCGACUGCAGCAAUGACUUCACCUCCAUAACCGGGCAGCUCACCAGCGUGGCGAUCACUUUCGCCGCCACGUUCCGCGUGAACGCCCUGAGCGCUUACCCGAGCCAGGCAGACUUCUGCGACUUCCAGCACACACUGUCUGGGUUCAACCCCACGUCCCUGUCCGCGCUGCUCGCCUGCAAAGAUCUGCUCAACACGGCCUGCAAAGACGUGGUGGACCCUAUCCCCUUCUACGACGCGUGCGCCGAGGACAUUUGCCGCGCCGGAGGGGACGCGUCCUUCGUGUGCGACUCGAUGGCCGCGUAUUUCCGCGAGUGCUCGCGGCACGGGAUCAGCGUGGAGUGGCGCUCCGCUCAGCGCUGCCCCAUCCAGUGCCCGUGCGGCAUGGUGUACAACAGCUGCGGCUCGUCGUGCCCCAAGACCUGCUUCGACGCCACGUACGACUGCGAGGACGACCUCUGCAUCGACGGCUGUCACUGCCCCGAGGGCACCUACCUGCACAACGGCACCUGCCUCAAGCGCGAGGAAUGCCCGUGCCUCUACAUCCGCCGCGAGUUCACGCCCGGCACGCGCAUCCAGCAGGACUGCAACACCUGCAUCUGCCAGUACGGGAAAUGGACAUGCUCACAAAACCAAUGUGACGCCACGUGCGCCGUGAUCGGCGAGGUGUCGUACACGACGUUCGACGGGCGAACGUACGAGUUCGAAGGCGAGUGCCAGUACACGCUGGUGCGUGGCGUCAGCAGCUGCUCGACAUCGCUCUCCUACCAGAUUGACGUGCAGCUCACCAAGGACUGCAACCAGGGCGGCUUCAGCAGGGCUGUGAUCUUGACCGUGAGUGGAGAGAGCGCUCGGCUGGGUGAGGCAGGGCAGCUGCUUGUCAGCAACAGUGAGGAGAAGCUCCCGUACGCGGGGCAGGGCUUCCAGGUGGAGCGGGUGUCACAGGAAUUCGUCAAGCUGACCCUUCUCAACGGCCUCACGCUGCUUUUCGACGGCCGCAACCGCGUGUACGUGACCGCUCACCCGGCGCUCAUGGGCAGCAUGGAGGGGCUGUGCGGCAACUUCGACAACCACCAGCUCAACGACUUCCGCACUCCGCUCGGAGACGUCGAGAGCGCGCCAGGGGCUUUCGCCAACAAGUGGAAGGCGCUGGCCACGUGCGCCAGCGCCGCCGUGGAGGUGGUCGACCCGUGCGAGAUCAACCAGUACCGGCGUCUACGCGCCCAGAGCGUGUGCGGUCUGCUGCUGCAGGCACCCUUCUCACAGUGUCACGAGGUGGUGAGCCACCACACGUACUACGACUCGUGCAUGAACACCCUCUGCUCCACCGACCUCACGUGGCCCGAGUGCGACUCGCUGGCCGACUACUCGCUGGCGUGCGUGCGCGCCGGGGUGGCGAUCGCGGGGUGGAGAGACGCGGUGCCCGAGUGCGUGGCGCUGUGCCCCAUGGGGAUGCAGUACCUGGAGUGCGGGAGCGCGUGCGACGCGUCGUGCGGCUCGCUGGCGCUGGAGCUGUCGGCUCGCGUCGACUGCUCGGAGCAGUGCGUCCAGGGCUGCAGCUGCCCGCCGGGCUCCGUGCUCGACUACGAGGGCCGCUGCGUGCCGCCCGAGGACUGCCCCUGCGUGUGGGAGGGCAUCUACUACGUCAGCGGAGAGGCGCGCAUGCAGGACUGCAACAUCUGCGAGUGCUACCGCGGCAAGUGGCUGUGCACCACCAACGACUGCGGCACCAAGGACCUGUGCGGCCCCCACCAGGAGUACGUGAGCUGCAAGGACCCCGAGCCGCUCACCUGCGACAACAUGCACCUGCCGCGGACGCGCAACACGCCGCAGCCCUCGGCGGGACGCUGCGCCGGCGGCUGCCAGUGCGACAACACGACGGUGUGGGACGCGGCGACGGGGGCCUGCGUGCUGCCCCAGGAGUGCCCGUGCUACCACGGGGGGAUGAGCUACGGCGAGGGCGAGAGCAUGAAGGUCGAGUGCAACUUGUGUGUCUGCAUAAACCAGCAGUGGCAGUGCGAAACUAAGCUGUGCUCGGGUCUGUGCACGGCGUACGGCUCGUCGCACAUCAAGUCGUUCGACGGCAAGCUCUACCAGUUCCAGGGCUCGUGCGAGUACGUCUACGCGCAGAGCAUCGUCGACGGACCCCUCGGCUCCUUCGCCGUGUCGGCCGAGAACGUUCCGUGCGGCACCAGCGGCACCACGUGCACCAAGGCCGUGACGCUGGCGGUGACGCGCGCCGGCGUCACCCACCGCCUGCGCCUGGUGCGCGGCGAGCCCGUGGCGGCCGACAGCGCCCUCCUCUUCCACGUCUCCUACGUGGGCCGCUGGGUGUUCGUGCGCACCGACAUGGGCGUCACGCUCAGCUGGGACCGCGGCACUCACCUGCAGAUCAAGCUGGACCAGGGCUUCAGCAAGGGCGUGAUGGGGCUGUGCGGCGACUAUGACGGGAACCAGCUCAACGACUUCACCACUCCUCAGGGCAUCGUGGUCAUACAGGAGGACGCGUUCGCAGACUCCUGGAAGGUACGCAGCUACUGCCUGGACGCCAAGCUGGUGACGGACACUUGCGCGCUCUUCCCGCAACGCGAGGCCUGGGCCAAGCGCAAGUGCGGCAUCAUCCGCUCGGAGGCGUUCGCCGCGUGCCACGCCGAGGUGCCCUACUACGUCUACUUCGAGCGCUGCGUCUACGACGCGUGCGGCUGCGACUCGGGCGCCGACUGCGAGUGCCUGUGCACGGCCGUGGCCGCCUACGCGCAGGAGUGCAACCGCUACGGCGUGUACGUCUACUGGCGCACACCCGAGUUCUGCCCGAUGCAGUGCGACGGCUGCAUGCGCUACGACCCGUGCGUGCCCGCCUGCCCCAAGACGUGCGAGAACUAUGAGCGCUACGAGGAGGUGUACGCGAGCUGCCCGGACGUGUGCGUGGAGGGCUGCCGAUGCGUGCACGACAAUGAGGUGUUCAACGAGCUCACGACCAAAUGCAUGCGACUGGAGGAGUGCGUCUGCAAGGUGAUCGACGGAGUCCUCAUCUACGACGGCCAGAAGAUCGACUCCCUGUCGGACGAGUGCAGGAGCUGUUACUGCAUGGACCACGACAUCCAAUGCAUCGGUCCUGCCGUGCCCCAAGACGGUCACGCCUCCGCCGUGGGAUCCUGCUGACACGACCUCACCACCUUGCAAUGUCGAUUCCACCACAGCCACCUGUCGAUUCAUUCCCCCGGAGGACUGCCCGCCCGAGGACCUGCACAAGUGCGCGUACACGUGCGAGGCGACAUGCCACGCGUACCGCUACUCGCUGCUCGAGUGCCAGGCGGGCCACGACGAUUCCUGCAUCGACGUGUGCGGCGAAUACCCGCGCUGCGCCGAGGGCUACCUCGUGCGCGACCCUGAGACGUGCGUGCGCGUCACCGAGUGCACGUGCUCGCUGCCCUGCGGAACCGUCAUCCCGCCUGGAGGAAUGUGGGAAAACGUCCCCGAAUGCUUGAGAUACUACUGCUGGAACAACAUGCUGCAGCAGCAGGAGAUACCCAACUGCAAGCCGGAGACAACCACUCCACCACCUUGCACGUCGACCACAGCACCUGUGACGCCCUGCAGCACCUCCGCUCCCCCAGCACCUCCCGCAGCACCCUGCCACCUUGCUCAGGCUUCACGACAGCACCACCCAUCAGCAAGAUCUCGACAACAGUCACCAGCGUGCAAACGACCGCGCCUCCGUGCGGAAGCACAGUCCCAUGCGGCACGACCGUCAGCGGCGUCACAACGUCAAGCACGAAGGACACGUCCGGGACUACGCCCGCCACCAAGAUCACAACCCCGGGAUCGGAGUCGACCACGCCAUGUGGCUCUGGAGGACCGUGCAGUUCCACCACACCUCCUGGAACAGUUAGCACAUGCAGCACGGAGUCACCUGCCACAAAGACAACUCCGGCAGUGACGAAAAUUGUCACCACAAUCGUACCGCCCACUGGCACGGCAGCACCUCCAUGUAGUUCUACCGGUCCAAGCGGUUCCACGGUGCCAGUACCAGAUACCCCAUGCAGUGCCACAACUGGGAUCACAAAGACAACUGAGCCGCCUCCGAAGGUGGUCACUACCGUAGAACCAGCUCCUCCAUGCGGUUCCACAGGUCCAUGCAGUACCACACCGCCUGGCCAACAGUCUGUUUGUAGCACUGCACCAAUAACCAGCAAGACGACUCUGACACCGCCGCCUGUUACGAAGGUAGUCACCACCUGUGCACCAAACAGGAUAGAAACGAAUCCCCCGAGUAGCUCGCCUGGCCCAUGCAGCACCACUGUGCCCUGUGGCGGAUCCACGUGGCAACCCGGUGUUUCGACCGCGACGACACCGGCAACAAAAUCAACACCCAGCACAAUACAAACCUUCAACAACGCACCGCCAACUGGAACCGACGCUGUGGCCCCGUGUGGACCCGCUGCGCCCUGUGGCACGACAGCUUCUGGCAGCUCAGCAGUGCCGGGCGGUGAGGUGGCGACUGAAGUUGUUUACCCACCAAAGAGCAGCGCAGCAGGUAACACCUGCGCCGUGCAACUCAGGAACAGUGCCUGGGUCAGAUGUGACGACUUGCAGCACCGUUACACCAUUCACCAAGACAACUCUGACACCUCCACCAGUUCCUCAAAACAACCUCGUUGAAACUGAUACCACCAUGUGGUUCUAGCGUAACACCUGCUCCUGGCGAAUCUGCUUUCAGCAGUGCAGCACCUUCCAG
This is a messenger RNA of Lethenteron reissneri (Far Eastern brook lamprey), 6219 nucleotides long. RefSeq names its product SCO-spondin-like. The record is from RefSeq and is a predicted model, not a curated record. NCBI's taxonomy places the organism in Eukaryota, Metazoa, Chordata, Hyperoartia, Petromyzontiformes, Petromyzontidae. Gene Ontology annotation, molecular function: protein binding. Gene Ontology annotation, cellular component: extracellular matrix.